ACUAGAACCUCGGUACUCUAUGAAUCCAAACAAACACGUGCUUCCAAAUGAAACUAGGGACAUAAAACGAGAUAACCUCACGGAAAGUGAAAAAAAGAGAGGUAUAAUCAUAUAAGAUGGGUCGAAAAAUCCCGGGCAAGAAGCAUCAUGGUGUCAAAGACCCUGAAGUUCAGCGAAAACGAAGGGAUGACAAGGUCAAGCUCAAGAUUAAUUCAGCUCCCUCGAAAAAUGAUGUGCAGGAAUUGCCUCGAAAGCUUCGAGAAUUGAUGGAGGCCAAACAGAAUCCGGACUUUCUUCAGCCUCACAAGAAGGCACCCAAGAACAAGAACAAAUUACUCGAUUCCUCCAAAUAUAUGGGAUAUGAGAUGCGUCUACCAGGCAUGAAGCGACCCUUGAAGCCGAUUCCCGUUUUCCAACAGAGUGAAGGCGAAUCUCAGAAACGCUUCUUCAAUCGAAUGCACCAACAAGUUCAGGGUGUGCUCAAGCGAAAGGAUUACGAAAAGAAAUUCGACGUCGAGGUGCACGACGAUCCCGAAACGGGUCAAACUAUGGUCCAAGAUCGCCCCAAGGAUGACCUCGAGGAGGAAAUUGCGGCUAAGAAACGGGCUAAAUUGGCCAAAAAAGGCAUUGUGGUUCGCUCCAAGGAAGAGAAACGCAAGAUCAAACGCUUAAAGGAGAAGGAAAAGAAGCUCAAGAAGAAGCGUCGAUUGGGCAAAAUUCUCAACGAGCUGGGCGACGAUGGCGAGGACUUCAAGGAGUUCGAAGACUUCCAAGAUGACAUCAAAUUCAACGACAUUGUCCACGCCCCGCCCUCUUUGAAAGGAAUGCGCAAGAAAAAAAAGAUGCCCACCUCCGAGAACGAAGCCUCCACCAGUCCUGCCCCCGUCCCCGCCCAGAAGAACAAAAACUCCACUUUGUUAUUAGCCCAGAAAUUCAAGAGCAAGAUUAAGAGCGAUAAGCCCGAGAUCUCAUUGGCACGCCAGCAUAUGUUGAACCAGGAGCGAGUCCGCGUCAUCCAGGCCUAUCGCUCGCUCAAGAGCAACCAACAGAAGGAAAAGGCCAACGAUGGCCAAGUCAAACUGUGAUAGCGCGUACCACCCAACAAAGGAAUAAAAAAUAAUGCAGUUGA
Tigriopus californicus is the source of this 1129-nucleotide messenger RNA. Its product is annotated as coiled-coil domain-containing protein 137-like. The record is from RefSeq and is a predicted model, not a curated record. The transcript is spliced from 5 exons. Lineage: Eukaryota; Metazoa; Arthropoda; Copepoda; Harpacticoida; Harpacticidae. The coding region runs from base 117 to 1085 and encodes 322 amino acids.